AUGAUAGCGUCGCCUUACAAACUCAGAAGAAGCCCAAAAAACGAACACCUAACCAGCUGCGUCAGCUCAUUCGUCGACUAUGAAGACUGCAUCGUUGGCUUCAUGGAUGACCUUCAACUUGUCCAUUGCGGCCAUGACAAGAAGUGUUUGGGGUGCGGGGAAGAGCUAGCCCACAUGACACUAAGGGGUGUGUUGAAGGGUUCAGUGGGUGUGAUCGGAGAGAGUAGGCUGGCGAUGACUGAGAAGGUGGUGUUAUUGGGAAGUAUGGUUUGGGUUGUGAAAAGGUUUAGGCAAGUGAACUCCGGAAGGUGUGAGUUUGGGAAGAAAAUCGAGCACUUGGCUAGGGUGAGUCAGAAGUACGAGUAUCUUGUGCCCGUUGCUGCAUAUUUAUAUGCUAAGAGGAUCAAGUUUGUUCUCUACCAUCAGAAACCCAUGGGAAGCCUCGCCGACUUGCUGGCCGAACCAGAACCGACAGCCGAGUCUGGUCACUUGGCUCGCCGUCGCUCACAGAGUCAUCGAGUUAGAGUUCGUCAUCGUCUUCCUCCUCUCUGUCUAACCCCUAAUUCAGUUUAA
Molecule: messenger RNA, 573 nt
Organism: Malus domestica (apple)
Lineage: Eukaryota; Viridiplantae; Streptophyta; Magnoliopsida; Rosales; Rosaceae
Product: pollen receptor-like kinase 2
Source: RefSeq, a predicted model, not a curated record